Rhinocladiella mackenziei CBS 650.93 is the source of this 1395-nucleotide messenger RNA. RefSeq lists its product as uncharacterized. Gene Ontology annotation, molecular function: protein binding. The transcript has a single exon. Lineage: Eukaryota; Fungi; Ascomycota; Eurotiomycetes; Chaetothyriales; Herpotrichiellaceae. The record is from RefSeq and is a predicted model, not a curated record. The coding region runs from base 1 to 1395 and encodes 464 amino acids.
AUGGACCAUUGUCCAGACGAGGUCCUGCUCAAAAUCUGCAGUCGAUUGGAUUUCAAGAGUGUUGCGAAUCUUCGACGAGUUAACAAACACCUGUCCGAGGUCGGAGCCGAGGCAUUGGUCAAGAGGGUCCGUUUUCACUGCAGUCAGGAGUCUCUUGAACGUCUCAAUGCUCUCGCCCAACACGAGGUUUUCUGCAGAUAUGUCGACACGAUUGUCUUCGAGGGAAAUAUCCUAGCAAAUAUUGGCUGCAUCCAUAGUUAUUCGGCUCAUUACGACCUCGACCAUCACAAGGAUGAGAGACCACAACCCCCGGCUUGGGACGCUUCGGCCCGCGAAAAGAGACUCUACGAUCGCAACAUGGUCAAAUUCCACCGAGAGAUCACGGCCAAAUUCGAACGAUACCGUGCUUUCUAUGAAACACAGCAGAAGGUCCUCAAAUCCACCGCCUACACGAGCCUCCUUGCCCCCAGCAUUCCUCGCUUUCCCAAAUUGAAUAAGAUCGUGCUCUCUACCGUGGGCCGCUGCAAACAUGUUCUCUCCGAGCGAUUCCUGCAGAGGUUUGCUGUCGACUGUGCCAUGCCCAUUGAGCACGAUACCAAGCAUACCAAAGAACAGCUCAGGCAUCUCCUCUUUCCCCAAGGCCAACCUGUCUCGACCGUUCGCUCCUUGGAGGUCCACGUCAUGAGUCCCAAGUUCUUCACAGGAUUUGUACCCUGUGAUAUGAUUUGCCAGGCAUUCCAAAAUCUCAGAAGCAUUGACCUCAGUUUCCGCCUGGAGAAGGAUGAUCGCAUCGACCUCGACAUCAUGACGGCCGAUCGCUGCUACGGAGAAUUGAGCAAAGGAUAUCUUCGGGAUGCGUUGGCGGCCGCGACGGAAUUGCAAGAACUGACCAUCAACUUUGAUGAUUUCGGUUUCUAUGGUGCCUGUAUAAACAUCAAACACGUUCUGGGGGACCACUCGUGGCCAAAGCUCACGAUGCUGGAUCUGGACUGCAUGUCAACUAGUCAGGAGUAUCUUCUUGCCAUGCUGAGUCGUCAAACAUCCCUUGACCGCCUUAGGUUAGGUUUCAUCACUCUGGACGAAGGCGGAUGGCCACAAGUCACCACGGCAAUGAGAAACGAUUUGCAUCUCUCACAGUUCCUGGCGCACGGACUUCUGGAGGAUCCUGACCAGAUGUAUCCCAUGCACUUGAUUGACUCGGAUGUGUACAUGGAUGACUUCACACAUUUCACUCUGACCGCCGCGCUCGACGUCUACGUAACCGACCAAUUCGGCGAAAUGGAUGAUUAUCACCCGCUCGAGGAUGAAGUUUAUGCUGACCCUGACGAACUUCGUGAAGAAUUUGGUCCGUUCGCAGAUGAUGACUUUUCGGAUAUGGAUUGCAGCAGCGACUAA